Molecule: messenger RNA, 789 nt
Organism: Tricharina praecox
Lineage: Eukaryota; Fungi; Ascomycota; Pezizomycetes; Pezizales; Pyronemataceae
Exons: 3
Coding region: 391-759 (122 amino acids)
Source: RefSeq, a predicted model, not a curated record
GGUCCGAUUAUUCAAACUCCGGCUCGAUUAGCAAUCGCAAUCGCAUGCGCAUGCGCCUUGAAAGAUGAAAGAUGAAAGUCUGAAGUUGAAAGUUGCAAGAGAUUCGGUACGGUACGGUAAUACGGUACACUUGUGACUGUACAGCCCCACGGGUCGGUACAGGAUCGUGCAGAAUGCAGAGUAUGGAGGGUAAUGUUGAAUGAAUGGCUGCAUGAUGCGACCGACACUUUUGGCAUGCCGGCCGUUUCAGCCCCCCACCACCACCUUGAUGCAUGCAAGCCGAUACACAGAUGCUGCGCUUCCAUAACUGUCCCCGCUGGCUUCUGAGUGUGUUGGUUAGCGAUUCGGAUUGUUCGUCGCCGACGGGUUAACUCACGCGACAGGAAGCGAAUGUUUCGUCACAGGACAAUCCGGAUUACGAGCGGAUUACGACAGCCGCUGGCAGUCGCUGGCGGGGGCCUGGAGGGAAGAUCUCCAGCAGCGAGCAGCGAGCCUCGGUAUCGGAUAAUACCACUGCCAUUACUGUGUACGGUAAUGUACGAUAGGUAUGCGAUGUGUUAUGUGCGAUGCACGCAUCUCGACAUGGGCGGACAAGGCGGCAUCGCUCACUUGCACAGUCUGCCUGCCUGCGUGGGUUUUGUGUGGUGGAGUGGUCGUACACAAGUGGUAAUGCUGGUGAUGGUGGUAAUAAUGGUGGUGGUGGUAAUAAUGGUGGUGGUAGUGGUGGUGGUGGUGGUAGUGGUGGUGAGUAGAGUAUAGUAGAGUGGUUGGGUUACAGAGUGCAGUUGG